UUCUUGAUGUUUGUCAGGCGAUUGAUACUGUUGCGAACUGUCAUGGUAAAUUGCUGGUUCGGGUGACUAUAAAAGCUGAAUUAGGCUUCACCAAACCCCAAGCUUUUCUGGAGAAAUCCAUCUUCUACUUUGUUUUUCUUCCUUUGAUUUUCUUCAUAUUCCCAUAAACGAAAAGCUUCAUCAAUUCUUGAAUUCUGUUUGUAGUUCAAAACCAAAGAGAAAAAAAUGGUUGGGACUGCUUUCAGGGACUGGUGCCGUUAUUUUCAGUACAAGGAAGGUGAAAAAGAGGAGGAUAAGGAGAAGAAUAGAGCCGACGCCCGCAACGCUCUCUUGGUAGUUGCCACCCUAAUAGCUGCCGUGACCUUCCAAGCUGGGGUUAACCCCCCUGGCGGUGUAUGGCAGGAAACCAAGGAUGGCCAUGUAGCAGGCACUGCUAUCUGUGAAUCUGAAUCAUCAGCCUACUACGUUUUCUUGACUUCCAACACCGUAGCCUUUUCUGCAGCGGUACUUGUCAUUAUGUCUCUCACGCAUAGUUUUCCUUUCAAGUUUGAAGUAAGGGUUGCUGCCGUUUCAAUGAUAAUAACUUAUGGAUCUGCGAUCUUUGCUGUUACGUCGGAUGAAGAAACGUUUCGACUCGCCUUGAUUAUAGCAGCAGCGCCUUUAGCUAUGCGGUGUUUGAUCCAGCUGUUGGUUAAGUUGAAAAACAGGGAACCUGAGCCUCCAUGUUUGAUCCAGGCAUUUUCCAGGCCUAGAAACAAGGCAGCAGAGCCCCCGAAAGAUCAGACCCUGCAAGCACAACCUUAGGUGGAGGGAGGAAGACAAUGAACGUAGGCAGACACUGGCAAAUUCCUAGUAGUUGGAGCCUGAACAACUUAGAACUCAUGCUGUUUAUAUAUGUUAUAGGAUGUGACAUAGGGUAUGUGUCCAAAAUUAAUACUAGUACUUUGGAGUUUCAUUAAGUUUGUAUAAUUUGUAAAUAAAGUGUGUGAUUUGUUAUGUACCAAAUAAAUAAAUAAAAUGUGUGCUUUGCCUAUUUCCAACAAAU
This is a messenger RNA of Theobroma cacao (cacao), 1045 nucleotides long. RefSeq lists its product as uncharacterized. The record is from RefSeq and is a predicted model, not a curated record. NCBI's taxonomy places the organism in Eukaryota, Viridiplantae, Streptophyta, Magnoliopsida, Malvales, Malvaceae. Gene Ontology annotation, cellular component: plasma membrane.